CUUGAAGUUGGCGCUCUUUUUUGCAGUAGUAGGAAGACCAUCCGUUCUCACCGGCAGAAAAGGAGAAUGGAGGACGAAGGUGAGAAGUCGAACAUAGUGAUCGGUCUGAUCGAGAACAGAGCAAAGGAGGUUGGAGUGGCUGCAUUUGACUUGAGGUCAGCUGCACUACAUCUUUCUCAAUUCAUCGAAACUAGCAGUACAUAUCAGAAYACAAAGACCUUGCUGCAUUUUUAUGAUCCCAUGGUGAUCAUUGUGCCCCCAAACAAGCUUGCCCCGGAUAGUAUGGUUGGAGUAGCAGAGCUGGUGGAUAGGUUUUAUACAUCAGUCAAGAAGGUUGUAAUGUCUCGUGGUUGCUUUGAUGACACCAAGGGAGCUGUGCUGGUUAAAGGUCUGGCAGCCAAGGAGCCAUCUGCACUUGGUUUAGACACCUAUUACAAGCAAUAUUAUCUCUGCUUGGCUGCUGCUGCUGCUACAAUCAAGUGGACGGAAACUGAGAAAGGGGUUAUUGUUACAAACCACUCAUUAUUGGUUACCUUUAAUGGUUCAUUUGACCAUAUGAACAUAGAUGCUACGAGUGUUCAGAACUUGGAAAUCAUUGAGCCAUUGCAUUCCACCCUUUGGGGCACUGGCAACAAAAAGAGAAGUCUAUUUCAUAUGCUUAAGACAACAAGAACCAUUGGAGGGACUAGACUACUCCGAGCCAAUCUUCUUCAGCCUUUAAAAGACAUCGAGACUAUCAAUGCUCGUCUUGAUUGCCUGGAUGAGUUGAUGAGCAAUGAGGAACUAUUCUUUGGGCUCUCACAGGUUCUUCGUAAGUUUCCUAAAGAAACUGAUAGGGUCCUCUGUCACUUCUGUUUCAAGCCAAACAAAAUUGCCAAAGUGGCCUCUGGUGUUGAUAAUGCUAGAAGGAGUCAGGUACUGAUAUCAAGCAUUAUCCUUCUUAAGACUGCUUUGGAUGCUCUGCCCCUACUUGCAAAGGUGCUUAAGGAUGCAAAAUGUUUUCUUCUUCGAAACAUUUCUGACUCCAUUUGUGAAAAUGAAAAAUAUGCUUCUAUAAGAAAGAGGAUUUGUAAUGUUAUUAAUGAGGAUGUACUUCAUGCACGGGUUCCUUUUGUUGCACGAACACAACAAUGUUUUGCUGUGAAGGCUGGCAUAGAUGGGCUUCUGGAUGUUGCAAGGAGAUUAUUUUGUGAUACUAGUGAAGCUGUACAUAACCUUGCAAACAAAUACCGUGAAGAAUUCAGUCUGCCAAAUUUGAAAAUUCCCUUCAACAAUAGGCAGGGGUUUUACUUUAGCAUUCCACAUAAGGAUAUAAGUGGAAAACUUCCUGGAAAAUUUAUUCAGGUCUUGAAACAUGGGAGCCACAUACAUUGCUCAACUCUUGAACUUGCUUCACUGAAUGUUAGGAACAAGUCUGCAGCUGCAGAGUGCUAUAUAAGAACAGAAAUUUGCCUUGAAGCAUUGAUUGAUGGAAUCCGGGAGGAUGUUUCUGUGCUCACAUUGCUUGCAGAGGCCUUAUGUCUUUUAGACAUGAUUGUAAAUUCAUUUGCUCAAGCAAUAUCCACUAAGCCUGUAGAUCGAUAUACCAGACCUCAAUUUACAGAUAAUGGUCCAUUAGCUAUUGAUGGUGGAAGACACCCUAUCCUAGAGAGCUUACACAACGACUUUGUUCCUAACAAUAUUUUCCUUUCUGAAGCAUCUAACAUGAUAAUUGUCACAGGGCCAAACAUGAGUGGAAAGAGUACUUAUCUUCAGCAAGUAUGUCUUGUGGUCAUCCUUGCUCAAAUUGGUUGCUAUGUUCCUGCCCGCUUUUCAUCCUUAAGGGUGGUUGAUCGCAUAUUUACACGGAUGGGAACAGGGGACAAUCUUGAAUCCAACUCCAGUACGUUCAUGACCGAGAUGAAGGAGACGGCUUUUGUUAUGCAAAAUCUCUCCCCAAGGAGUUUGGUUGUUAUGGAUGAACUUGGGAGAGCUACUUCUUCUUCUGAUGGAUUUGCAAUUGCGUGGAGCUGUUGUGAGCAUCUACUAUCACUGAAAGUGUAUACAAUAUUUGCAACUCAUAUGGAAAACCUAUCUGAGCUAGCAACUAUCUACCCAAAUGUGAAAAUUCUUCAUUUUCAUGUUGAUGUCAAAAACAACCGUUUAGAUUUCAAGUUCCAACUCAAAGAUGGCCUAAGACAAGUGCCACACUAUGGCCUCCUAUUGGCUGGAGUUGCUGGAUUGCCAAGCUCAGUAAUUGAAACAGCAAGAAAUAUCACAUCAAAGAUCAAAGAGAAGGAAAUGAAGAGAAUGGAAAUAAAUUACAUGCAGUAUCAUCCAAUUCAAUUGGCUUACCACGUUGCUCAAAGGUUGAUAUGUUUGAAAUACUCAACUCAGGAUGAGGAUUCAAUUCGACGAGCAUUGCAGAAUCUUAAGGAAAGUUAUGUUGAUGGGAGGUUAUGAUUUCCUUGUUGGCUUGGACAUGGCCAGAGAUAUAUAAGAAUAUUCACUUCUCAGAUGCCCAAAAUUAAUGUUAACCACAGAACAAAACCAUGGGGAUGCCGAUCAAAUUUUUGCCUCCAGAUUGAAGGAAAAAGUUGAGGCAUGGUCGUAAUAUAUGUUAAUGAUGGCCCAUCCAUGCGAUAGCCCUGUUGGACUGCCUCGGGCAGUAAAAGGCGGCCAUCUGCCUGCUGACCACUUUAUCAGGUAUGACGAGUACAACCAUCCCAAGCAUAUCUUUUGGGAUACCAAUAGUUUUCGUGUCUCUAGGCAAGGAUUGAACUUGUACCGAAAGUAUGGGAGUCCAGGGACACAUUGGGAGCAUCUCCCUAUGAGUUUAGUUCAUACCAGACAUGUUCCAAAUGUGUGACUAGAUGCUAUGUGUGCAAAGUUUUUGCUUGUCAAAGAUCCAGGUUCAAUGGUGAACGCCAUACCUUGAGGUCUUUUCCUUACUAACAAGCAUGUACCACAACUGGCAUGGGUAUUAUUAUUGGUUCCACAGCCUGCUAAAUAAUCAAUGCAUAGCUAAUCCAAUCUCACCCUUCCCACAUGUCAUUGCGGCCACACGUCAAGAAUAAUUCCUGUAUUUAUGUCUUCAUGCAUGGGAAAAUGUUCGCUGUAGUGUCUUGUGGGUCAGUGUGGGUAAAGAUUUUGUAGGCAAAAUUUGAUUGAUACCAUGAGUAUUGGUCUGUAUUCCGA
Molecule: messenger RNA, 3177 nt
Organism: Nelumbo nucifera (sacred lotus)
Lineage: Eukaryota; Viridiplantae; Streptophyta; Magnoliopsida; Proteales; Nelumbonaceae
Gene: MSH4
Product: MUTS-like protein 4
Biological process (GO): mismatch repair; reciprocal meiotic recombination
Cellular component (GO): nucleus
Molecular function (GO): mismatched DNA binding; ATP-dependent DNA damage sensor activity; ATP binding
Source: RefSeq, a predicted model, not a curated record